ACCCGUCUGGUCGGAAACACACCUGACAACAAUUAAAAACGGACAUCGACCAGCGAUAGUUUAUGAAAGUAAGACGUUUCGGCUCCCACACGGGAAGCCUUGUUCACAGUCGAAGGGGGUCGUGGUCCGCUUACCUUUGCUUUAAAAUGUGACGUAAUCAUGUUUUCCUAGAAUCCCUGACAAUCCAGAGCACCCAGCGCACGCUCAAAUUGCAAGGACGGCAACUUUCCCCACGUGUAAGCAUGUUGCUUAGGUCGCAUCUUAAAGCGAGCUGUAGCGUUAUCAAUGUCUCGCCUUUCAGAAGAAACUACAACUUUCCCUUUUUCUCUCUUUCUAUUUCUUUUCUUUUUUUCAUCCUCGCAACUGCCACAGUUAUGCGCAGAACGCAUAUUUUCGAGUCAAUAUCGCAACGCCAUGCUAAAAAUUUCGCCACCGCGAAAACUAACCACGAAAACGAUAUACGCUAUCAAUUUCGUUACUUACCUCUCGACUUCCAAGCCCCCUCCCCCUCUGGCAUUGUCGAUGUACUAAAGGUCUUGUUACCUAUGCGUCUUAUGAUUGGCUGAAGAUUAGGCUACGCACAACGGGUGUGCCAAAAGCAGCUGGCGCUUGAGUGACCAUCACAGACACCUGUCCCCACGAGAGACGGUGCCCGCAGUGGGCACGUCGGCACCGUGGCGAUCACUUCGACAGCUCUGCCUGGAACGCGGAUUCCCCAUGGAGGGCGAGUUAGCAUCUGCCGAGCUGCUUCGUCUGAACUGCACGCGAGGCCAGAACCAUGUCUGUCAACUGCUGCGACACCUGACAGCCUGCAACGAAGUCUUGUGGCACGUGGGCCUUCAGCUCAGCGAAGACCAGAGAGACGAGCUCGGAGAAGUGAGCGUCGCGAUUGUGCCGAGCAUUCGCCGCCAACUACCGAGCCACACCGAGCGGGCGGCGAUCGCCCUCCUGUGCUGCCUGAUCGCAGAGCACCGGUGCAUUGUGUCUGCCGAGCUGAACUACUCAGUCGCAAACAGAGGUCCGCUGGCCGGAGUCCUGGCGUCUUCGUCGAGUCUGAGAAGGCUCAGAGUGAUCAGAAUCGCGAGCGACAACCUGGAAAUCCACAAGCCAUUCUCUGACAUAUUCUGCUCCUUGCCCUACACUGACGAAUUUGUGUUCCACCAUGUCUGCGAGCAUUCCGGUGCGAGAAUGACGAUCCCCAAUCGCCUGCUCACGCGAGACGGUGCCGCGCUGACAUCGUUGGACGUGUCCGCAACGAGAAUGAACCGCGCCACGGCAGGGAAGCUCAUCGACGCGCUCAUUGAGAACAACACGAUCACUGAGCUCGUCGUCGGAGCUGGUGUCUUUACGUGCGGCCCCCGGAACCGACCGUCAGAGCAGUUUGCGCAGUAUCUAACCAAGAAAGAUGCGACGCUUCGUAAACUUACUCUGAGAGCGGUCUACUUCGAUAUCGCACUCGGGUGUCAGAUCCUCGUGCAGGCCAUCUCCGCAAUGACGACGCUGCGAGAGUUGGCGGCGCAGUUUCACGCCGGCAGCCGAGGCUGCCCGCUUUUCACCAGAGUGAUUGCCGAGAGCCGCAGUAUCCGCACGUUAAGUCUGCGAUUCAAGGGGUUCGGCGAUGGACUGAUUAUUCCGUACCCACCUCAACGCGCGCACGCCGUCAACGUUCGCGCUUGGGCCUCUGCGUUGGAGGAAAACAGCACUCUGGAGGAGUUGGUCCUCGACAUCUCGUGGUCCACAAGCGAAGACUGCUGUGUCUUACUUCGAGCACUCGCGCGCAACUCCUCCAUCCAAAAAUUGACCUUGCACAGUCUUCCCCACGACGGUGGCCUGCGCGAAGUCUGUGGCACGAUACGGGAGUGCGGACUCACCCACAGGGUUUGCAUCGAGGACCAUCGCGUUGGGCCUCGAGAUCUUCCAACGCUUUCGGACUGUCGCGAAGUGACGGCCGUCAUUCUCAGUUACGGAUACCUUCCGCACACGACUAACUUUCUAAGCGCCUUGGAUGUCCUGGCUACUUGCAACCACGUCACAUCGCUUACUGUAUUUCUCGACUUCUUCCACAGCGGCAUUUAUGGGUCGUUGUCCGCUUACAUAAGAAGCGCGUCCGCGUUGAAAGCAAUUGAGCUCAGUGCCCGGGUCGACCAAUUUCACGCCGACUACUUUCACGCCCACUUUCCCGACGAGUCUCCCCUCGAUCGUUCUAUGUCUGUCUUGUGCGAAGCCUUGUCUUCGAACCUCGGCGUCACCAAGAUCAUGCUGGAGUCGACGGUGCAGUUGCGCGGUGACGUCUACCCGGUGCUCACCCGUGCCGCUACGAAUCCCCGUCUUUACGAGCUCUCUCUGAGAUGCUUCAACGAAAACUUCUGCGCGGCCUUCCUGGGGUGUCUAAUGCCACGGCUGGCCCAGGAGUACAACCUGCUUCGCCUGGAAAUCCACGCUUGCGCACCGGCCGACGCCGAGAUGUUCGCUGCCCAAGACAUCGUGCUACGUAACCGCAGUCUCGUCGAACGAGCCACCAGAUUCGUGUUGGGAGACCGCGACCCUUACUGCGCGCGGCCCUUCGAGCUCCUCUCGGAGCACCCGGUACUCGUCGACAACGUUCGAGCCAGGGCGUCGCUAGGAGGAGAGGUCGAAGCUGCGGCCGUGGUCAAAGGCGUCGUGCGGUGUCUGGGCCGUGCUGACGUUCACGAGUACAUGCGCUUGACCGGCGUCGUCAAGACACGGGUCGAGUGCAAUGUCCGGCACGACGGCGGCAUGCAGUUGGACGAAUUGGACUACGAUUGCUGGACUCACAUUCGCCGAUACCUGGAGGUAGCCGACGUAUUGGAAACUUGAAGCACCCCGAGUCGCAGGCUGCGCCUUGACAUCGUGGGUCGUCCUUUGCCAUUCCUCUUGAAACUUAUUUUCAAUCACCGCUUGCGAUAUAGAGGGAAAAUUAUUUGCGACCUAUGGGAUAAGUUCACUAUGUGCGUGACUGGUGAAAGCAGAUAAACACAGCUGCUUUUAAUAUCUUAUCACUCAUAUUCAUCUGCCGCUUCCACGGCCUCCCGACAAGGCGAUAUGUGCGGCUGCAACUAAUGUCACAUGGUGAGAGCAAACCUAGAGAAGUUUUAAUAAAGGUUGUUCUUUUUUUUAACAUCAAUAGUUUUUAUACUAUAUAGGCUUCCGACUGCUUGUUCCAUUGGACUCCUGAUUGGCUGUUCGCCCUCGGUGUCUGUUGAAAAAACGUUGAGUCGGUUUCCUAAAUGUAAAAUCCCGACGUUGCUGCAAGGCAAUCGCACCGAAACAGACACAGCUUGGCCUGUGUACAUGUGAAUCUGACACAUUUCCUUCGUACGAGUAGUGGUUCGCCUCAUCCCGUGCAGAUUCGUACCAGCGUACGUGCACAUGCGAUGCAUCGGCCUAAUUAAGUAGGAUUACCUAGCAUUAUUUGAAACUAGGAUUGGGCAUUACUUGACGACAAUUCACUCUGAUUUCUUGUUGACACUGCCAUAAGCUAGAAGAAUGAAAAUAUCCAAGCGGAUAAGCAAACACGAGAUCUUCGACAGCUGCUCAUACAAAACAUGAAGCGUGCGUGCAGGUGCGCAAAAUAUUGUACGGCAUAAUGGCGACUAGUGCUAAUGACGUAACUAAUGACGACAAAGCAGCGAUGCUUCGGAAGAGUUCCUAUUUAUACUCGUCACAAUCUUUAUAAUGCUUUUUUAUCCCUUGCUUAUAGCCAUGUUCAAUAAAAUCAUCUUCAG
Molecule: messenger RNA, 3746 nt
Organism: Dermacentor andersoni
Lineage: Eukaryota; Metazoa; Arthropoda; Arachnida; Ixodida; Ixodidae
Source: RefSeq, a predicted model, not a curated record